AUGUCUCUACGAAUUGCACCUCCCGCCAGUCACGCUUCCCAGACCUCCAACAUCACCAGAAACGGCGCAGCCCCCCAAUUCCGUAACGGCGCCCCAUCCGCCCCCGGUGUCCCAGACACACUCCGCGCAUCCCUUACCGCACCAGCACCUACUACAUCUGGCCUCAAGGCUGCUUCCUCAACACAUCCACUUGAGGCACGGCUGCUUCAGUGGCGCGAAACCCAAAAUGCGCUGAAGAUGGAGUCCCUUCGGCGGAUAUAUGGUAUCGCGGAGCCAGUGAGACGGGGAAUGGAAAUGAAGAUGGUGAAGGAGGGACAGUGGAAGCCGGCUGCGCUGGGAAGGAGCAACGAAAGCAACAUCCACGAAGAUAUUUUAGCGUUAGGAGGGAGGGAGACGGAGAUCGGGUGGGAGGAUGUGUUCCAGGGUGAUGAUCUCCGUGAGCCACCAAGCUUCCAUGACGAAAUGGAACAGAGACUUAAGAUGAAUUGGUGA
Molecule: messenger RNA, 492 nt
Organism: Uncinocarpus reesii 1704
Lineage: Eukaryota; Fungi; Ascomycota; Eurotiomycetes; Onygenales; Onygenaceae
Exons: 3
Coding region: 1-492 (163 amino acids)
Biological process (GO): proteasome assembly
Cellular component (GO): nucleus; cytoplasm
Source: RefSeq, a predicted model, not a curated record